CAGUAGGACCAAAUAUAGAUCAUAACCAGACGACAAGUUGUGAAGAUUUUGGUAGAUUUGCUCGUUUCAAUCCGUAUUCAGUCUUAGAUGAUGUAUGGAUGUCGUUUUACUAUUGGGGCCCGACAUCUCCGACGUGGUUCGUCAAGUUUCUCCUACCAAAUCGAGAGCAAAUAGCCUACCUAAAGUACCUAAUUGAUGACCACGUACGGGAGCCAGUAAACUGGACUGCUCCCAUGGUACUGCUGAAGGAGAGGAGUAAUGUAACACACCUUCUGGUGGAACAGGGAGAUAGAGGACAGUACAUCGUGUAUACGCCAUAUAAAGAUUUAUCGCCAAGUGAUACAGUUGACGCUGUAGCAGUGCGCUUAAAGCAAUUUGACAAUGGACGUUAUAUUGGUUUUAUGAAUUGUGAUAUACACGUGGCCUACGCCCUCGUCAGAUUAAAGGAUGUUCCAAAGAAGAAGUUCAUUCAAGACGAGGCAGCUAAAAUGGGAUUUAAGGGUCGUAAAGGCAAGUCUUAUUUGUACCGUGGACACGAAUGGAUGCCCAUAGAGGAGGCAGACUACGACCAUUACAUUGAUAAUAUAGAGCAUUCUGAUGAGGAAUAUUGA
Pieris brassicae (large cabbage white) is the source of this 611-nucleotide messenger RNA. RefSeq lists its product as uncharacterized. The record is from RefSeq and is a predicted model, not a curated record. The transcript has 4 exons. The coding region runs from base 99 to 611 and encodes 170 amino acids. Lineage: Eukaryota; Metazoa; Arthropoda; Insecta; Lepidoptera; Pieridae.